AUGAGACUUCAGUUGUCUAAGCUUGCAGUCAUAAUCAGCUUCUAUGUUUACACUAUCGCUGCGACAAAUCGCUCGAGGAGCUUUGUGUGUGGAAAAAGGUACUUCGCUGCCGAGGUAGUAUCAAAAUCUCUUGAAAAUGCUUGCCUAGCCUUAAAAUGCUCGGAUGUCUCAUGUAGAUUCACAGCAGCAUUUGACGGCUCUAAGCUUUUCGGCAUACAGGAUGCAGCUCUCUUUUCCGUACCAACAACAGUAUGUUAUGGUCAUCAAUACGCGGGGGGAAAUUUACUUCACCGUAAAAACAGUGCGAAUCGCGUGAAUUCCCGAAUUGUGAUAGAUUCUAUGUGCAAUUUAGUUGGACUCGUCUACCGCAGUAAAAGCUCUUACUAUCGUUGUGAGGAAACUAUUGAUUCAUAUCAUGGAUCGACAGUCAUAUCCGAAAACGAGUCCAAAAUUUCAACAAAAAAUUUUGCUUACAGAUGUAACGGCAAGGUAUUUUUGUAUCAGGAUAUUUUAAGCUCUUAUGAAUUUCUAAAAGAGAAACUAUCUUCCUCAGCAGAGACAAAAGCUAGAGUAAACACCAUUAAGAUUAAUUCACCUCAGUUUGGUGGCAAUGAGAUUUAUCUUUGGUCUAUUUACGGCGAAGGAGACGUGAGAAAAUAUGAGUGCAAGAAUGCGGGUCCAUACCGUAUCGCAGUGAAUAAAGCUAAAGAUAUACUCGGUCUAGCGUUUAGAAACAAGGCUAAUUGGUUCCGUUGUAUUGAAAUGCAAUCGGUUGAUUCCAAACCUCCCAGAGCGAUUGAUGGCACAAAGAACUCAAUCGGAGAGGCCUUAUUCGACAAUAUAAGCCCAUUCAAAUGCGGUUACAAAACGUUCUCCGCCAUCACACUGAAUAGCCAUAUGCAGGCGGCUUGUAGGGUAAUACAAGAAGAUACUGAUAAAGCCAUGACCAGGGAUUUGUCGUUUCCCAUGCCAGAUCCAGCCGAAAAGGACGGAGAAGGAAGUACUCGAUUCUGGCCUAUCAGGCAGCUAGAAAAGGGUGACGAUAGAACAAGUCUCAAACGACGAAAUAUCUUUAUCAAACUAAAUUUCAGCUGCGAAUUCUUGGGCGUUUAUAUCCGUGUAGGUGACGAAUUUUUAGAAUGUCAAAAAUUAGGGACAUAUUUGCCAACAAACGAAUAA
Molecule: messenger RNA, 1179 nt
Organism: Blumeria graminis f. sp. triticale
Lineage: Eukaryota; Fungi; Ascomycota; Leotiomycetes; Helotiales; Erysiphaceae
Source: the annotation of a GenBank genome assembly